GUAAAUCCAGGGGCUUUCAACCCUCUUUUCAAGACACUCUCCUACAAUUUUGGUCCGUCCCGAAGACAAAAUGGACCUCCCCUUUGAGCUUCAAGACAAGGACCUCUUCCAGCCCGACUGCUUCGUCCACGGCAAAUGGACCGCAACCAAGUCCAACAAGCGCUUCGAGGUAGAAGACCCAGGCACAGGAAAAGUCUGGACCACCUGCGCCGACAGCCAAGCCGAGGACGUAGACGAGGCCGUCCAGUCCGCCCACGAGGCCUUCCUCGCCUAUUCCAAGUACACGCCCCGCCGCCGCGCCCAGCUCCUGAUGGCCUGGCACCAGCUCAUCCUGGCCGCCCGCGACGAUCUCGCGCGCAUCCUGGUCUACGAGACAGGCAAGCCCCUCGCCGAGGCGCAGGGCGAGCUGGACUACUCGACGGGGUUCACGUGGUGGUUCGCAGGCGAGGCGGACCGCGUCCAGGGCAGCGUGUACAGCGGCUCCGUCGCAGGCCGCCGCGUGCUGGUCAUCAAGCAGCCCCUCGGCGUGGCGGCUGCGCUGUGCCCGUGGAACUUCCCCAUCGCCAUGGUCCUGCGCAAGGCCGGCGCGGCGCUGGCGGCGGGCUGCACCAUGGUCGUGAAACCCAGCCCCGAGACGCCCAUCACGACGCUGUGUCUUGCCAACCUGGCUGUGCGCGCUGGGUUCCCGCCCGGUGCGCUGAAUGUGCUGACUACGAGCCUGGACAACACGCCGCCUGUGGCCGAGGCACUGUGUCUGCACCCGCUGGUGAAGAAGGUCACCUUUACUGGCUCCACGAGGGUCGGCAAGAUCAUCUCGGGCCUGUGUGCGCGGAAUCUGAAAAAGGUGACGCUGGAAUUGGGUGGAAACUGUCCCUUUGUUGUGUUUGACGACGCCGAUCUCGAGCAGGCUCUGGGGCAGCUCAUGGCGCUCAAGUGGCGGCAUGCAGGCCAGGCGUGCAUCUCGGCCAACAGGGUGUAUGUCCAGGCCGGGGUGCAUGACAAGUUCGUGGAGAUGCUGGCUGCCAAGACGAAGCAGCUGAAGGUUGGGCAUGGUAUCGAGGAGGGCACGACGAUGGGACCUGUGACGACGCCUAGGGGCCUGGACAAGGCAGAGCAUCUGCAUCAGGAUGCUGUGGCCAAAGGCGCCAAAGUAAUCAUGGGCACCGGCAAGCGUGAGCAGCAGGGCGGCGGUGGUGGUGGGGCUAAUGGCGGUGCGACGGGCUACUUCAUGGCGCCGACGAUCCUCACGGGCAUUACAGAUGAUAUGGAGCUGGCCAGGGAGGAGAUGUUUGCGCCUGUCUUGGGGGUGUUCAGGUUUGACACGGAAGAUGAUGCAGUCAAGAAGGCCAACGACACGAGUAUGGGACUCGCCAGCUAUGUGUUUACCAAGAAUGUUGAUCGCUUGUGGAGGAUGUUUGAGAGGUUGGAGGCUGGCAUGAUUGGUCUGAAUACUGGGAAUCAGUCGGCAGCCGAGUCACCGUUCGGUGGCAUCAAGGAGAGCGGUCUUGGAAAAGAAAGCGGCAAGGAUGUUGCCGUGGAUGAAUACCUGAUCUCAAAGACCGGGACCUUGACGCUUCAGGAUCAUUACUGA
Messenger RNA from Cryphonectria parasitica EP155, 1591 nucleotides. Its product is annotated as putative succinate-semialdehyde dehydrogenase. The transcript has 2 exons. The record is from RefSeq and is a predicted model, not a curated record. Lineage: Eukaryota; Fungi; Ascomycota; Sordariomycetes; Diaporthales; Cryphonectriaceae. Bases 71 to 1591 code for a protein of 506 amino acids. Gene Ontology annotation, molecular function: succinate-semialdehyde dehydrogenase (NAD+) activity.